This is a messenger RNA of Vespa mandarinia (Asian giant hornet), 4937 nucleotides long. It is a transcript of the gene Slmap, whose product is annotated as Sarcolemma associated protein. The record is from RefSeq and is a predicted model, not a curated record. Gene Ontology annotation, molecular function: protein binding. Lineage: Eukaryota; Metazoa; Arthropoda; Insecta; Hymenoptera; Vespidae.
GUUCAGUUAUUUUUAUACUUAAUAUCAGAAGAAAUUUUUUAUAUAAACUUUCACUUUUGACAAAAAUUUUUUAUUAACGUCAGUAUCACUUAUCAAUUAUCGUUUAAGAUAAAUUUUAUAUAUGAUUUAAAGAAGUAGAUCAUUUAUUUAUCGAUAAAAAUUUCAUAUUUAUGCGCAUAUCUUUUUAAUGUUUAAGUAGUUCUUAGUACAAUGACUUUAAUUGGGAAAUACUUUUAAUAAAACACUAUAUUUUGAGGUUAAGACGCAGCUGUGCUUAUAACGCGUACUAAACGUACAACAAACAUAGUCUCUCUCGUAGAGGCGUCAUUAAUGUAGUAGAAAAAACUGCAUCAAUCAUAAAAACUUUUAAAAUAGUCAGAGGAUCGAAUUAUUUCGUAUUUAUUAUAUUUUGAAAAAUAUAAUAAUAGAAUUUUAAAAAAUUUUUAAUCGAAAAAAUAUUAGGAGAAGAAAAAUAUUAAGGUAUAAGCCAACGGAUCUUUUUCAAUAUACUAUUAUGAAUAAUAAAACUUUGAAGCUUAGAAAAUAAUCAAUACGAAGGAAGAAACGCCCGCGCAUAUUUGAAAUUAUUCAGAUCAGCAUGAAGAUAGAUAGCGUGAUGUAAUGGGACUCCGCUCAUUUGCACGAAAUGAAGAGGACACAAAAGUGAAAGGAUUGACGAUAUCAUGAUUUGUCGUCUUUUAUAUUCAUAUAGAUGAGAAGAAAAAGUUUAUUCAUAAUGUGAUCAGGUUUAUUAUUAACCUUUUAUUUAGUCAUUAUUUAGUCGUUAUUUAUUCGAUUGGUCUUUUGGCUAUAAUCGAUUCGAAUGAACUCGUCCAGUAAUACGCUAUAAUACGUAGUACUUACGUGCCUCAAUUAUGUCAUCAUCAGCAAUUACUCAUUUUCAUAGAAUUCCCAAUGAACUAAGAUAAAAUUUGAUUGAUAUAUUUGAACCAUAUAAGAUUAAUAAACGUGACAUUUAUUUUUUCAUCAUUUACAUCUCAAAGAUAUUUGUUUCGAUAGAGAUAAUAUUCUUUUUGAAUAAAAAUUCAUUUGAGAGAGAGAAUCAUGAUAAGAAGGCAUGUUUAUCUCUUUGGUUAAUUUCCUGUUUCCGAUAUUUUCCACCGAUAAAGCCAGACAGGUUCUUACCAGGCUGUUCGUUCUUUCGUUUGCUAGUUCUAUAAAACAUAACCUAUAGUGGUUACAAUUUACGAGCUUCAGGUAUAUUCGCUGCCGUAAGCGAUACACGUACAGGUACAUGGAUACGUACAAUUUCUAUGUGUACGUAUAUAUACAUAUAUAGUCGAGGAUGUUGGAUGACGAUUGGCGGCUUGUAACAUGGCCGACCGAUGCGCAAGUCGAGUUGCGCAGCUGACAAAUUUUGUCAAACUUCUGUAUUACUGUAUGACUGUUAUAUAGAGUGUUACAAAUCAUUUCGUGAUUGAAUCACUUUGUUCUCGACUUUUGAACAAUGUAUCAUCUAAAAGUAUCGCGUUUACCUUAUUUGUUGUUUGAGCCUUGUGAGAAUAUAUAAGAGUAUAGAGCGUAAAAGCGAAAGGUGGAAGAGUGAGUGCAAGAUAGAGAGAAGGAAGGAGGCGUUAAAAGGAGGACUCGUUUAGAGGGAGGAAAGUGCUAACGUGUAGAGAGGGAAGAGAAGGAGAGAGAAAGAGAAGCAGAGUGGCCGAUCUGCUUAUUUCGAGAAACAUACCUUUACCUGUUAAUCGUUGUCAUAGAUUUUGAGAAGAGACCAAAUCAGUGAAUUCUUUCAUUAAGCAGUAAAAGAAAAUCGAAGUGGGAAGGAUACGAAUCAUAUUUUCAUUUCUAUCUUAUCGUAUCGAGACGAGACUAUGCACGGAAAAAGAAAUUCGUAAAGGUAACAAGGAACGAUCAAAGGGAGACGACAACGAAAAAUCAUAAUAACGAAGAUAAAGAUUUCUUUCCAUCGUAGAAACAUGCUAAUUCGUCUGUCACGAGGAGGCGUGACGAGUCGUAGGUCGCAAGAGUUUCGAGCACGAUUCUUCUCGUGACCGAAUUCUGAGGUUCGGGUGUGUACGAAGUACACGGUGCGUGCCUAAGUACGAAAUCAAGAAGAAACGAUUUAUCGAGAUUAUCCUCGAUGAGAUAUACAAUACCGCGUGCGAGUUUCUAUCUUCCUCUUCCGCAUUUUUUCUCGACACUCUAUCGCUAAAGAAUAUUAUUACGUCCUCAAGGCUAUUUUGGAAUAGAGUUCACACUGUCUGGUUGGUCCAAGAUAUUCGGCUAUGGUUGUAGCCAGUGGUGGAUGGGUACAAAAUGCCAAUUAUCCUGCUGCUCAGAAUAAUAACAAUCUGAGCUUGAGCAACAUGCAGGACAAUAAGAUGGCACCGAAAGUUGUCCUGAUUUGCAGGGACAACUCUCAUCCGUUUCAAGAACGUACGUUGACUUUGGAAGAACCUGUGAAAAUAGGUCGUUCAGUGGCCAGAGUAAGGGCUGCUCCAAAUAAUGCGAUCUUUGACUGUAGAGUGUUGUCAAGGAAUCACGCAUUGCUUUGGUAUACCGGUGGAAAAUUUUAUUUACAAGAUACUCGUAGUAGCAAUGGAACAUUCAUUAACAAUCAAAGGUUAAGUACUUCAGGCUUAGAAUCUGCAGCCGAAGAAGUAUGUUCAGGAGACAUAGUUCAAUUUGGAGUGGAUGUGGUAGAGAAUACAAAGAAAGUAACGCAUGGUUGUAUAGUAGCAACAAUAAAGCUUUAUCUGCCGGAUGGUAAAGAAGCUAAAGCUAGUCUUAGCACAUCUGUUACACCGGUAGGUAGUAAUGUUUCCUUAGAGGAUUUAUAUAAAUUGUAUCAAGUUAUACAAGAAGCUUCUAGGAGGGAAAAGGCGCUCAAUUCUAAACUAGGACAUCUUCAACAACUGGUAGAAAAUAUUCGAAAAGUUACUAAUCAGUCAUGGAAAGCAUUGAUAACGGAAGAUCGUUUGUUAUCAUGGGUUGAAACUGUGGAAAAUCAACUGGUUGUUUAUUCUAAAAAUUACACAGAAGAUAAGAUUAGAAAUGAACUUGUAAAACUUCAAGAGGAAAAAGCACAAUAUCAAAAUACAGCAAAGGAAGCAUUACAGAAAAUUUUACAAGAAAAGCUGGAAAUUGCUAAAAGACUAGUGCAUGUAGAAACUCAAUUAAGCGAAACUGAAGAAGAAAAUCAGAGUUUGCACAGUGUUUCAAAAUAUACUCAAAAUGAAUUGCAAGAACUUAGUGUCAAGUAUACAGAAGUACAAAAGAAACUCCAGGAAACGACGAAUAAACUUUUGGAAACUGAAGAAAAAUUAAAAGUAGUGAAGCAAAAUGCAGAACAAGAGAUACAAGUUAUAUUAAAAACAUUGGAACGUCAAGAGGCAAAAGAACAAAACUUGUUGGCAAGAUUACAAAAGUCUAGAUUAAGUUCAGUUAAUAUUCUUAAGCAGAUCACUGCCUUGAGAAAUUAUAUGCAAACUUUGCAAGAUAUGGAUCCAAAAUUAGUUACAAGUGAAAAUUUUGAUUCAAAAGAUGGGGAGAAUCCUAUUGAUGCUAUUAAUGCAAUUUUGAAUAAAUUAAAUUCUAUUAGUGCUGGCAAUAUAGAAAUGGAUUCUGAAAGUAAUUUUAAAGAAGAACAAGAUAAUCAAUUUAAUUUACAAGAUAUAGAUUCUAAUCAAUUGAAAGUAGUAAAUUCUGAAUCAUUUAGUUCAAAAGAGAAAUUAGAUGACUUGGCAGUGGGAAAUGAUAAUUUAACAGAAUAUAUUUUGCCGCCUCCAUCUAGGAGAACAUUAGUAAAUGGAAAUGCUAAUUUAGACAAUUUGGAUAUUAAUUCGGAUGCUGAUAUAGAUUCGGAUGCAACGGAUGAAACAUGCAGUGUUGCUAGUGAUGAUGUUAGCAUAAAAUCGACUAUAGAAAACAAGAAAGAAGAACAUGCCUUUGGAGAAAUUAAAGAGAUAUUUGUACCACAUAAAACGGAAGUUAGAUUUGCGUCCAAUGAAAAUGGCGAGCAAUUAGAAGUUUAUUAUGAGCCAACAGAACAAACAGAAAAGGAGAACGAAUUAUUAGAAAAAGCAAGUGAUACCGUAGAUUCUGAAAAGUCUUUCAGAGAAGUAGAGAAUAUAACAACAGAAAAAUAUGAACAAAUUGAAGAGAAGAAUGUCAACGAAAAAGUUGACUUAAAUAAAGACUGUGACGAAGAUCAUCUAGAAGGAGAUUAUAUUAAGACAUUAAAGCCUAUGACUAAGAAUGAAAGUAUGCAACAGAGUUUGCAUUCAAAAGAAUAUAUAUUGCACACUCUAAUUGGAUCUUUAGAUUCUUUAAAAGGUGAAGACAGCCUGGAAGCACAACAAGUGGUCAAGCAGGAAUUAGAAGAAUUAAGAGACUCGUUGAUUCAUGAACCAACUGAGAUCAUUAUGGAUAGGUUGAAGGAAUUGUAUUAUCGUGCGAAAAAUGAGGCUCAAAGGAUGCAGGAAGUUAAUGAAGAAUUAGUAAUAGUGAAAGAAAAGUACAAUGCCUUUUUAGAUGAAAGAGGAGAACUAUUAAAAAAAUAUACCACAUUAAAGCAACAGUGUGGUGAUCUGCUAAAUGCAACCUACACUGUGCCAAUACAUUAUGUUGUUCCCAUUGUAAUAGCGUUAGUCUGCAUGUUGCUAGAAAAAAUCUUCUAAUGUUUUUUGCUUUUGUAAAUAAUUUUCUCUAUGAGAAGUAAUAUAUCUCCUUUUUAAUUUUUUAUCUACAGUAAUAAUAAUAAUAUUAAUAAUAAUAAUAAUAAUAAUAAUAUUAUUAUUAUAAUAAUUAAUAAUAAAAUAAAAAAAAAAAAUAACAAUAUUAGCUAUAAUAUGUGGUGCAAUCACAAACUCAAGUUUUAUUCUGUAUAACUGUAGAAGUGGAUUUAGGUCUGGAAAAUUUCUAAUCUCUAUUUGAGAAAUUUAACGUUUUUUUAUAUGAUUAAG